AUGCAGCUCACCAAGGCCCUCGUCCCCCUCGCCCUCCUGGCCCCCCUCAUCUCCGCCAACCCCCAAUUGCUUAACGACAUCCUCACAGCCGACGACUCAGCCCCGGAGACGUCCGUCAGCGUCGACCCAACCGCAGUCCAGACCGGUGUUGGCUCCAAUGCUGGAGUCGGCGCCCCUGUGCAGGCUAGUGUCCCCACUGAGACCGCAGGCGUCGGCGCACCCGUUCAGGCCGACGCUCCUUCUUCCAGCGAGUCCGAGUCCGAGUCCGAGUCCGAGACCGCCACCGCGGGGGUCGGCGCACCCGUCCAGGCUACUGGUUCCAGCAGCUCCGAGACUGACUCUGACUCUGGCUCUGGCUCUGGCUCCUCGAGCACCGAAGCGUCCGCAGAGACCCAGACUGGCGCAGGCACCGAAGUGGCAACUGAGGCCUCCACAACCGCUGUCCCUACAGGCAUUGUAACAGCCGUAGACAACGACCCCUCCGGCAGUGGCAUCGCUACUGGGUCUAUGACCACCGCCGCUGCUACUACUACGGCCGGCCCCAGUCAGUCACAGGAGUCUCAGGGUGCCAGCAGCACCUCUGGCUCUGGAUCUAGCUCCAGCUCCGGCUCCGACUCCGACUCCGACUCCAGCUCCGGCUCUGCGGACUCUACUUCCUCUGGCGAUGCUGCUUCUGCCUCGCCGACGGAUGAUGCCGCUUCUGCGGUGCUGGGAAGCCCCGCCUCGAUGCUCGGUGCCAUCUUGCUUUCGGUCGUUGUGCCUUUGUUCUAG
Aspergillus puulaauensis is the source of this 771-nucleotide messenger RNA. RefSeq lists its product as uncharacterized. NCBI's taxonomy places the organism in Eukaryota, Fungi, Ascomycota, Eurotiomycetes, Eurotiales, Aspergillaceae. The transcript has a single exon. The coding region runs from base 1 to 771 and encodes 256 amino acids. The record is from RefSeq and is a predicted model, not a curated record.